Molecule: messenger RNA, 1787 nt
Organism: Schistosoma guineensis
Lineage: Eukaryota; Metazoa; Platyhelminthes; Trematoda; Strigeidida; Schistosomatidae
Source: the annotation of a GenBank genome assembly
UUGUACUACAGAUGAUUAUUGUUGAAUCCAAUGUCAAUGUCAAUUUAGCAGACAAUGUCGAUGAAGAUAGUUUAAAAAAAGAGCCAACAUUUUGGUUAUUACAAGAAGCUGAAAACUAUUUCUAUUUUGAAUGGACUCCAUUUUAUGAAUUAAAAAGUGAUGCAUUAAAGCUGAAUUCAAAAAAAUCUGAUAUAACAAGACAAUUAAAAAUGGAUGAAACUGCAUCAAAAUUACAAACUAUUGGUACAGCAUGUAUAAAUGAAGAGUAUACUAUUACAGAUCAUCGUUUACACAUUUAUUUGAUUGAUAGUGUCAAUUCAAAAAGGAAAUUAAAUUAUAAACGUAUUUUUAGAGUGCAAAGUCCAACAAUCGGGAUGACAAAUAAAAAGCCCGCAUACAUAACAUGGAAAAUAAACGAAAAAAUUUGCAAUCCAUACGAUGCAAUAGUGAUUUUUAAAAAAGAUUCAACAGGAUUUCAUCGAAUGCAUAUUGUCUCUGUUGAUGAAACAGCAUUUUAUUUUGAUGAAAUAUUACAAGACCAAGAAGAGAUUAUUAUUACAAGUUAUCAUGAGAAUAUGUUUGGUUUAUCUGAAUUAGAAAUACGGAAAGAAAUCUGAUAAACCAGAUCGAUCAAUAAAUAUGGACAUUACGAGGAAACGUGUUAUAGGAGCUCACUUCACCUGGAAAAUAAUGUAAGUUUAGGAAUCUUUAAAUUAGGAAAAAGAAUCCCAUACUAUUCACUUAUUCAUCUACAAAUAAUUCUUAGGAGGCCUACAAAAGCGUUUGAUGUUUCAACAGAUCUGUAGGAGAAAUAUCAUGGUUUCAAUAAUAAAUUUCCUACUUCACAUCAUCUUCAUAGUAAAAAGUUAGAUAUCAGUUAUAUUGUAGUGAACUAAAACACGGGUGAGGGCAAUCGAAUCUAUUACAGAGUUACUUGAUAAAAUAGAAAAACCAUAUACUAAAUCGUUAAUUUGCAAAUUAUUUAUUCAUCAUAUCAAACUGGACUGUUCCUGUCACAAACAUUAUGUGACGACGGACCACCGGUGAGCUCGAGGAAGCUGUAAGAGGCUCAGAAGGAGCCGAAGACGUUCCAUCCAAUCACCUGUCGGAAGAAUGUUCUAGAAUUCCAACGUGUAGCUUCCCCAUUGGAUAAUGCUAAUAACCCCCUGUACGCGGAUUGGAAGACUGUAAUGAUGAUUUCGUUCUCACUAAAAACUAUAAAUACCUGAUAAAUUUUUACUAUGUUUGACACUGUUUGGAAUAAUAUUCCUUUCGUUAGUCUUCUGUCUUCUUAUUGCGACUUGGAAGGGUUUGGUGUUCUAGUGCUCAGUUAUACGCGGUUGUAUCAAGAAAAAUCAGCUUUUUCAAGUUAUAACACAUUAAUUGAUUGUUUCACAUUUCAUUAUUCAUGCGUUUUCAUACAAAUAUCAUUGUGCUCCAGCUCUUACUUUCCUGAUCUUUACCCAUCUUCUGCUGCCAGACAUUACAUUCUUGACUCACGUCAUAUACUACUUAUAUCAAUAUAAGUAAUACAUACCACAGUAUCAUUACUAUUAUCACUAAUAAUUUGCUGAAAUUACUUUUAACAUUUCUGGCUUCCUAUUUUCCUUUCUUUAUUUUAGAGGAAUUGGGAUGAUCUAUCUUGUGAUAUUUAUUUGCAUUUGUAUAUGUAUAUACUUUACAAUCAAACAUUAAAUGAAAUUAGUGUUUCCUACUUAUGUAUGGCAAAAUGUCUUCUUGUACACAAAUGAAUAAAAACCGUUGUAUAUAAUUAAAUUAAUCUUGGA